Closterium sp. NIES-65 is the source of this 291-nucleotide messenger RNA. The record is from the annotation of a GenBank genome assembly. NCBI's taxonomy places the organism in Eukaryota, Viridiplantae, Streptophyta, Zygnematophyceae, Desmidiales, Closteriaceae.
AUGUCGACCGUGUCGGGAUGCCUCGGCGACGGGCGACGGCCCGACGAGAAGCUGCGGGGCGACGGGCGGCGGCCCGACGAGAAGCUGCAGGGCGACGGGCGGCGGCCCGACGAGAAGCUGCGGGGCGACGGGCGGCGGCCCGACGAGAAGCUGCAGGGCGACGAGCGGCGGCCCGACGAGAAGCUGCGGGGCGACGGGCGGCGGCCCGACGAGAAGCUGCAGGGCGACGGGCGGCGGCCCGACGAGAAGCUGCGGGGCGACGGGCGGCGGCCCGACGAGAAGAAAAGAUGA